Lathyrus sativus (Indian pea) is the source of this 2073-nucleotide messenger RNA. Lineage: Eukaryota; Viridiplantae; Streptophyta; Magnoliopsida; Fabales; Fabaceae. The record is from the annotation of a GenBank genome assembly.
AUGGCAUCUUUAUUGAAAUGGUGGAGUAAAGAGAAUAACAAUCAUCACCAUAGAGGAGCCCCUGUGGUGGUUAAGAUGAAUGUUGAACUUGAAACUCCUUCUGAUGAUGAUUUUAUAAACCUUUCCGUAAGAAACAACAAACAAAGAGGCAAAAACGCUAAACAACUAACUUGGGUUCUUCUCCUUAAAGCUCACAAAGCCGCAGGUUGUUUAGCUUCUAUUGCUCCUGCAUUGUUCACACUUGCUUCAUCUGUUAAACGCCGUGUGUCUUCUGGAAGAACAGAUGAUGAUGAUGUUGUUGUUAGGGGAAGAGACAAGACAAGAUUGUAUUCAUUUAUCAAAAUGUUUCUUUUGGUUUGUGUUGUUUUGUUCUGUUUUGAGGCUUUUGCUUACUUUAAUAAAAGCUUGCAUUUUGAUGCUGCAAGUUUGGAGUUUGGAGUUAAGGGUUUGUUUGGUUGGGUUUAUUCUAAGUGGGUUUUGAUUCGUGUGGAGUUUCUUGCACCAAUGCUUCAGUUUCUUGCGAAUGUGUGUGUUUUGCUCUUCAUUGUUCAGAGUUUGGACAGGUUGGUUCUUUGUUUAGGUUGUUUUUGGAUUCGGUUUAAGAAGAUUAAACCUGUUUUCAACGUUGGUGAUGGUGAUAUUGAGAAUGGGGAAAAGGGUUUCUUUCCUAUGGUUUUGGUGCAGAUUCCUAUGUGCAAUGAGAGAGAGGUUUUUCAGCAAUCAAUUGGUGCGGUUUGUAAUUUGGAUUGGCCGAAAUCGAAGUUACUGAUUCAAGUUCUGGAUGAUUCCGAUGAUCCUACAACUUCUUCGAUGAUCAAUGAGGAGGUUCAAAAAUGGCAACAAGAGGGUGCCAACAUUGUUUACCGGCAUAGAGUGAUUAGAGAAGGUUACAAAGCGGGUAACAUGAAAUCUGCCAUGAAUUGUAGCUAUGUGAAAGACUAUGAAUUUGUUGCUAUUUUCGAUGCUGACUUUCAGCCUGCUCCCGACUUCCUUAAAAGAACAGUUCCUCAUUUUAAGGAUAAUGAAGAAAUAGGACUUGUUCAAGCAAGAUGGUCUUUCGUGAACAAAGACGAGAAUCUCUUAACAAGGUUGCAAAACAUUAAUUUGGCAUUCCAUUUUGAGGUUGAGCAACAAGUGAAUGGAAUUUUCUUUAAUUUCUUUGGUUUCAAUGGAACCGCUGGAGUGUGGAGAAUCAAGGCCUUGGAAGAUGCCGGUGGUUGGUUAGAAAGGACAACUGUCGAGGACAUGGAUAUCGCCGUUCGAGCUCAUCUUCAUGGAUGGAAGUUCAUCUUUCUCAAUGAUGUUGAGUGCCAAUGCGAGAUCCCCGAAUCUUAUGAAGCCUAUAGGAAACAACAACAUAGAUGGCACUCUGGACCAAUGCAAUUGUUUCGCCUAUGUUUGCCUGACAUUAUACAUUCUAAGAUAAGCACAUGGAAGAAAUUCAACUUGAUAUUCCUGUUCUUUCUUCUUAGGAAAUUGAUAUUACCCUUCUAUUCAUUUACACUCUUUUGUAUAAUUUUGCCAAUGACAAUAUUUGUACCCGAAGCCGAGCUUCCCGUUUGGAUUGUUUGUUAUAUCCCGGUCACCAUGUCAUUUCUCAACAUUCUUCCAGCUCCCAAAUCCUUUCCAUUCAUAGUUCCAUACCUUCUAUUCGAGAACACAAUGUCAGUUACCAAAUUCAAUGCCAUGAUCUCCGGUCUUUUCCAGCUCGGGAGUGCAUACGAAUGGGUUGUCACCAAGAAAUCGGGCCGUUCCUCAGAGGGCGAUCUUGUUUCUUUGAUUGAGAAAGGAGAAAAGCAUCUUCUAAGAAUGGGUUCGGUUCGUGAUCUUGAGGAAAUGAAAAAAGAAAUUCAACUACAAAAGGAGAAAAAUGACACAGCAUCGAAGAAAAAGAAGACGGCGAGGAAGCAUAAUAGAAUAUACACGAAGGAGCUUUCUUUGGCUUUUUUACUCUUAACAGCUUCAGCAAGAAGUCUCCUUUCAGCUCAAGGAAUUCACUUCUACUUCUUGCUAUUCCAAGGCAUAUCAUUCCUUUUAGUUGGUCUAGACUUGAUUGGUGAACAAGUUGAUUGA